Molecule: messenger RNA, 2119 nt
Organism: Dromaius novaehollandiae (emu)
Lineage: Eukaryota; Metazoa; Chordata; Aves; Casuariiformes; Dromaiidae
Exons: 2
Coding region: 97-1392 (431 amino acids)
Source: RefSeq, a predicted model, not a curated record
UUGAGUUCGAGGUUGCAAGGGUGCCUGGGUUGUUGUUGUGAUGUUUUGUAUUUUGUUGCUUUUAUUUGUCAUAGGCUGGUCCUGUUGACUGGGGAGAUGGGGAGCGAUUUCAGCCAACAGAUCUGUUGUGUGACUUGUUGGAGAUGCAAGAAGCAGGAGGCAGAGGAAGCAUUUGAAGAGACCAGUGAGACCAAGCCGAUCUUGCAGACCUCGGGGGAAACAUCGAUACGCGUUGACAAGCAGCCUCCCACGCAGGUCCCGGAAGCCUCCGAAAGAGGCCCUGAGGAGGUGGAGUCACUGUGCUGGGACCACAGGCUGCUGGCUGGCAUCGCAAAGGACAGUGGAGAGACCUGCCCUGAUGCAGAACCUGUGGGAAUGACUGAGGGUCAGAAGGCAGCCUGGGACUUCGCAGAUUUCUUUGUGGCCUCUGCAGUUAUGGACACCAAAGGAGAAGCUGAAGUCUUAACCCAAUUAGAAAACCAGCAAAAAAGGGAGAAAGCGGGUAACACAGAAGAGAUGAAAACUAUUCCUCAGGCUUCUGAGGCCCAGCCUGUUUUACACACAGCUCAGGAUGUUAAGCUUAUUGCAGAUAAAGGACAAUUUGGUGAACAGGCUGAGACUGGCAGUGAGGAUGCCCCAUGUGCUGAAAUAACUCUCCAAGAAACAGAUAUUCCCAAGCUGAAGCAGACCACUGGUGAGACUGCAGCUGGCCCUGGCUGUGAGAUCCAGCCUCCUGCAGAGACUGGUGAGAGUCUGAUGGGAAGGGACCUGUCACUGUAUGCUGUGCUCACGGCAGAGGAGACUGGGACCUACCCUCCUGCUGAGCAUACAGAAGAGACAGAGGGGGCUAAGCCUGCUGAAACAAGUCCUCAAUCUGCUGAGAGGGCCAAGCUCAUGUGUCUCUCUGAGACAGCAUCUCUACCUACUGUGCAGGCUACACAGAAGGCUAAGGAGACGGCGGAUCCUUCAGAAGUCGUACCGAAAGAUAUGUCUGAAAUGCAAUUUACUUCUGCGAUCUCGUAUGAGUGCCUGUAUACAGGAGGGAAAUUUCUAGAGCCAGCAAACCAGCUGCUUGACUUCUCAUGGCAAGAGAUCCAGCCUAGUGUGCUGACUGUGCAGGAGGUGCGGAGCCACUGCAGUACAGAGCCUGCUGAAGUAGGGGAGGUGGUUGGUCCUUCAGGUGACCAAGACAGAGUCGUCUGUGAUCUGGUGGAAGAUGAAGAGGUGACGGAAUGUGAUCCAAAAACUCCAGCAGCUGAGGCAGGGCAGCAGCAGAGAGUCAUGCAGCAAAUCACAGAUGAACCAUUACCUCGUACGGAGAUCGCUGUGGAAGAGGAAGCAGAGUGCCCGGAUGUGGCACCCUUGCUGUCUGAGGUACGUGGAGUGCAGUAAAAGUAGAGGUUGAGAGUGCUGAAGUGUGAGACCUGAGGAUACCACACCUAGGGGCAAGGAUGGUGCACCUGCCUUUGCAGAAUUUCCUCCAGCUCAAGCUAUUGAACCAAGAACUUUGCAAGAUCUGUCCUGGACUCGAGAGAACAAUCUCACCAAACUACAGCAGUAUGAAUUAUGCAGUAGAUGUUUCCAGAUGUUCUCCUGAGUCACAGCUCAGCUCUUGAUGGUUUUUUCUUUCCUUCCCAUCUUUGAGUAGUUGACUUUUCAGGAGCUUAUGCUUUUAUUGGGAGGGCAAUCAUUCCGUUAAGCAACUGUGGCUAACAAACGUUGGGCACCGCAUUCCCUCAGCGUGGUAUGGUGAUAGGUAGUCACUUCUCACAAUCUUAACAAAAGCCUGGGCAUGGAGUAGACAAGUGCUCCUUUAAUCCAGCCCAGUCAGGAGCUUGCUACUAGGCUACAACCAUUUCCUCUGCUACCACUAAUCAAAUAUGCUUGAACUAUGUCCCUGAACACUUUUGUUGUAUGAUUGAUAGUCACUGCAUUACUGUCAGUAUUGAACAAAUACAUUCAGAAGAAGGCAAUGAAAUACUAAUUCUGAUUUGUUCUAUGUAUCUGUAAUAGUGCAAGUGUUGAUAUGAGUUAUAUUUAUGCAGAAGUUUAAAAAAAUGUAGUCUUCAUCAGAAUGCAUAAGGUCAGUGUAUUGCAGCCUAAAUCUACUGACUUUUAA